GCCCCCGCCGCGAGGAGAGCCGCGCUCAGGUAGGUGUGCGCCGCGCUCCGGCCCGGGCGGCCCCCGCCCUCCGCGCCCCCCGUCCUUCGGCCCGGCGGAGCGGCCCCUCUGAAGAGGAGAGCGGCGGCGCCGAGGGGCUCCGGCCCCGCUCCGGCCCUCCGCAUCGGACGCGGGGACCGCUACGCCGCCGGCGCCCUCCGUGCGGUGCCGCGCUCCCGGCCGGCGGGGGCAGCGCGCGGCGAUGCGGAGCGGGGCCGGGCCGGGCUCAGCGCGGGCGGGGAAAGGGAGCAGCCCCGGGACGCGGCGCGUUCCGCCGCUCAGACAAAGGCGGGGAGCGGGGCUCUGCGCAGCCGGCACCGCGCCUCGCAGCCCGGGCGGGAGGGCAGCGCGUUCUGCAGCGCUCGCGGCGCGGACGGCGCCGUCCCUCCUUUCAUUUCUUAUCUUUUUUUUUUCUUCCCCCCCCCCUAUUUCGCUUUCCCCCUCCCCGCCGCAUUACACCCGGGCUGUCGCUCCCGCUGGAUGGCCGUGGCAGAAAAAUACCAGCCCCCACCCAAAAUGCACCGCAGCCCGCCCGGGAGAUGAGUGCGGGAGGCAGCAGGGGGCGCGUUCCGCGCCGGGCAGAGCUGCGGCGGGGGAGGGAGGGCCGCGCUGCGGCCCCGGAGUGCCGCCGCCCGGUGCGGAGUGCCGCGCUCCCGGCCGGCCCGGGAUGUCGGCGCGGCGUUGGAGCGCAGAGGCCGCCGCGUCGCGGGGCAGGAGGGGGUCGAGCGCACGGAGGGCUUCGGAGGAUGCGCAGCUGGCGCGCGGGAUCCGGCGGCGUUGGUGGCUCCGUGAAGUGGCGCGGCUUUCUGAACGCGUUCCGAGCGCGGCUGCGGCGGUAGAAAGUUCUGCGUUCCGGGGCGGUCCUGAGCGCCGCGGCUCUGCUGGGGAAGGCAGACGUUGCCAUCGCGAUGUUCUUUGUUUGUGGGAGCCGGUUGGUAGAUGUGCAGGAUUCUUUCUAGAAGAAUUGUUCUUCUCCAGAUUGUUUUCAGUGCUGUUUUCUAGUCCCAGUUGGAGGUGAGAGGUGCAUGUGAGGUAGUGGAGGUGCGAUCCCCACCUGUCAGUGUGGCACAGCCGAUGCUGACCUCCCGCUGGACCUCCUGAGAGCCCAUACAGCUGCGGGGCCGUGGGGCUGUGCAGGCUGCCAUCCUUCCAUGUGACACAGAUGGACCAUCCUGUUUGAAAACGGGAUUCGUUGGUUUCCUAACGGAAGCGGAGCUCGGCUGUUGAGCACAGUUUGGUAUCAGCAGGCCGGCUGUUGCACGCGUUGAAAUCUUACAGCACUGAAAAGACGCAACAGUAAAGGAGAGCUGCGCUGGAGGUCGCUGGCUGUAACACAGCUGUUGCUGAAGAUGUUUGCGGUGCAUUCCUACCUUCAGUCAGAACAGAGGUGUCCUCUUUGAAAUGCAACCAACGUUUUGUUCCCCAAAGUACCACCAAGCUGAAUGUGUUUGUUGUCUUGAUAGUGAGCUGCCCUUCAUUAAAACGAGUGCUGUUCCUUUUCAAGGAACUUUUUUCUUUUUUCAAGAAGAAAAAGACUUUUUGGUAAUGGAAUGUUUGGGGACAACUCAGUGGGAUCACUGCAAAUUGAGACAUCUUUAGUAUUCCCUCAUUAGGAAACAAAUCAUUAUCUCGGUAUACAUGUUGGACGCAGCUGUAUCUGUUAGGCUUCUGUUCCUUAUGUGGUAGUACUGCGUGGAACUGCGGGGGUGAGAAAGUCACGGUGAGGCCACGCAGGAUGGGCUCUUAGGAGAGCGGUCCUCAGCAGGCUGAGGUGUGCCCAGCAGAGCAGCGCGGCUGUGCUGUGUGCCCUGCGGGUGAAGUGUGCGCUGCCCGGACAACGUCGGGGAGGACUGCGUGCCCUCUGAGGCCCUUUGAAUAUCGAAGGUUCCCGAGUCAGACGGAAGACAGCAGUAGCAGAGGUGGAUUAACGCUGGAAUGUAGUCAGGGACUGGAGCACUUGGGAGCUAUGCUUAGACAGAAAGGGAACGAGGUAAGAAACGUGGAGUGGUAAGACUGAUUUUAAGCUGUUGUUCACAGACUUUACCCCAUCGUGUAAUGCCAGCGUUUGUGCAUAGUGUGUGAAGUGGCAAGGCAAAGGAAGAACAGUUAGCAUCAGCAUACUUCACAGACUAUUUUUACAUGUGAAAUACUUACAUGCUAGACAGUUGGUGAGAUCCUUUCAGUAUCUAAUCUAUCUGCUGUCUGAGAAAACAUGUUUUGGCAGGGUUUUAGAUGAGCUUGGGAAAGUGUUUGUAUGCUCUCUUUUGUUUUGUUGCUCUGCCACUUCCACCAGCAUGCAAGCAAUGCAUUCUGCAGUAGGGCACAGCAAGGGAUGCAGUUUCAGCAGUGGUUUAAAUAUAUCUGUGUGCUGCCUCUGCAAGGGGUGGUAUAAGCCACGCUUCCUACCGCUUCACUUGUGUAAGCACCAGCACUGCGGUGGAGGAAGUGCUCUGGCUGAAGAAGGCUGCUCUGCCAUUGAAUCAGUUCUGUGCUGUGGCUGCUUCACAAGCCCUGUUGCUGACACGGUAGUGGUGUCAGGGAAGUGUGAUAGAGAGAAGACUAGACUAGCAUUUGUAAUUUGAUUGUAGUUGUACAGUCAGUGUAAUCUAAUCAUAAAUUACAUGUAUAUUGAUUACAUGCUUUAUUUUUGAACAUUUUACAGGGAUUCAUAUCAUGUUUUUUUUGUGAGCUUCAGAUUGAAAAUCUAAAUGAAACAUGCUUCUGUUUCCAAAAUUUUCGAUAUGGGAUUGUUCAUGCUUAGCUGCAGUCCACACAAAGAUCACGUUUUGAACUGGUAAAACAUAUUCAUGUGGCCUUUUUUUCCUGCCCGCUGAAGUGUGGAUAUCAUGGUGUAGGAAAAUAAUAUCCUUCGUGCUUCAGUGACCUCCAGUCUCAAUUUCAAAUUGCUGUAAGCAGGAUAUGACCCUUCUUCUAUGUCCGGGCUUUGGCCUCACACAGUAGGUGUAAUAUAAUCGCUGAGGUGGGCGUUCUGGAAGGAGAAUUAUUUUUGAAGGCUUUUGCAUGAAACUUGUCCAAUGAGUCUGAGACGCCCAAGCACCAUUAAUUUUGGAGGAAAAAGAUGGAGUAUUGCAUGCUGGGAACAAGUGCUUUCCAUAAGGUACAGCAGCAGCUCAUGAUGCCCCGUAAAGCUUUUCUUUCCCAGAAAGAAAAGCAGGCUCGUGCCAGGGAAAGAGAUAUGUUAAAAAAGAGGAGGAGGCGACAAGACUAUCUCAAAAGAAGCGUGGACCCACAGAAAAAUGCAGAAACAAUAAAAUGGCACAGGGAUGAUGAGAAGAGGAGAGAAAAUGAGCAAGUUAAGGACAAAGAUAUCAAGAAGCGAUGGAGACAGGAUGAGAGAGAACGACGAAAGAAUGUGGACGCUAUGAAUUGGCGCAGGGAAGAUGAGAAGAGGGAAAAUGAGCGAGAAACUAUGUUCCAACUUCCUGUCAACAACCUUGGCAGUUUAAGAAAGGCCCGGAAAACUGUGAAAAAAAUACUUAGUGACAUUGGUUUGGAAUACUGUAAAGAACAUAUAGAAGAUUUUAAGCAGUUUGAACCUAAUGACUUUUAUUUGAAAAACACUACAUGGGAAGAUGUAGGAUUGUGGGACCCAUCGCUUACAAAAAAUCAGGACUAUCGGACAAAGCCCUUUUGCUGCAGUGCAUGUCCAUUUUCCUCGAAGUUCUUUUCAGCAUACAAAAGCCACUUCCGGAAUGUCCAUAGCGAAGACUUUGAAAAUCGGAUUCUCCUUAACUGUCCAUACUGUACUUUCAAUGCGGACAAAAAGACUUUGGAAACGCACAUUAAAAUAUUUCAUGCUCCAAAUGCCAAUACACCAAGUGGAGGCAUCAGCACUUUUAAAGAUAAAAACAAGCAUGAUAGCCUUAAACCUAAGCAGGCUGACAGUGUAGAACAAGCUGUUUAUUACUGUAAGAAGUGCACUUACCGAGAUCCGCUGUAUGAAAUUGUUAGAAAGCACAUUUACAGGGAACAUUUUCAGCACGUAGCUGCUCCUUACGUAGCAAAGGGAGGUGAAAAGUCACUCAAUGGUGCAGUUCCAUUAAGUUCCAGUACCCGGGAGGAGGGUAGUAUUCAUUGCAAACGAUGCCUUUUUAUGCCGAAAUCAUAUGAAGCUUUAGUACAGCACGUUAUUGAAGACCAUGAACGUAUAGGGUAUCAGGUAACAGCGAUGAUAGGUCACACUAAUGUAGUGGUUCCAAGAUCUAAACCUUUGAUGCUAAUAGCUCCAAAACCACAGGACAAAAAGCCUAUGGGACUCCCUCAGAGGAUGGGUCCCCUUUCCCCUGGGAGCGUUCGAUCUCUUUCAUCACAACAGAUGAUGAACAGACUCACUAUACCAAAGCCUACAUUAAAUUCUGCAGGAGUGAAUAUGAUGUCAAAUGUUCACUUACAGCAAAACAAUUACGGUGUCAAAUCAGUACCACCAAGUUAUGUUGGUCAGCCAGGGGGAAGGCUGAGCUUAAGUGGUAAUGCACCAGUUUCUAUUCCACAGCAAUCUCAAACAAUGAAACAGUUUUCAAGUGGAAAUGGAAGGCCUUAUGCUCUUGGGGAACAGAGAUCUCAGGCCUCAGCAAGAUAUUCUCUUCAGUCUGCCAAUUCAACUUCUUUGUCGUCAGCUCAAUUGAAACAAACGUCGUUAUCUCAGUCACAGGCAGCUUCAAGAGUAUUAGGUCAGUCUGGCUCAAAAUCUCCUGUAGCUGCUACAGGUCCUUCUUCUGUCAAUACAUCAUCCACACAAAAGUGGAAAAUCUGUACAAUCUGUAAUGAGCUGUUUCCUGAAAAUGUGUAUAGUGUUCACUUUGAAAAGGAGCAUAAGGCUGAAAAGGUGCCUGCAGUAGCUAACUAUAUAAUGAAAAUACACAAUUUCACUAGCAAAUGUCUAUACUGUAAUCGCUAUUUACCCACUGAUACAUUGCUUAAUCAUAUGUUAAUACAUGGUUUGUCUUGUCCGUAUUGCCGUUCAACCUUCAAUGAUGUUGAAAAGAUGGCUGCUCAUAUGCGAAUGGUUCAUGUUGAUGAAGAAAUGGGACCUAAAACUGAUUCCACUUUAACGUUUGAUUUGACACUGCAGCAGGGUAGUCUCACAAAUAUACAUCUUCUCGUAACGACCUACAACCUGAGAGAUGCUCCUGCUGAAUCUGUAGCUUACCAUGCUCAGAAUACACCUCCAGUUCCUCCAAAACCACAGCCGAAAAUCCAGGAGAAGUCUGAUGUACCUGUGAAAAGUUCUCCACAAGCAGCAGUUCCCUACAAGAAAGAUGUGGGGAAAACUCUCUGUCCUCUGUGUUUCUCAAUCCUAAAGGGACCCAUCUCUGAUGCACUUGCACAUCAUCUACGGGAGAGGCAUCAAGUUAUUCAGACGGUUCAUCCAGUUGAGAAAAAGCUAACCUACAAAUGCAUUCAUUGCCUUGGCGUGUAUACCAGUAACAUGACUGCCUCAACUAUAACGUUGCACCUUGUUCACUGCAGAGGUGUUGGGAAGACUCAGAAUGGCCAGGACAAAGGUACUUCGUCAUCUCGGCUAAGUCAGUCUGCAGGUGUAGCGCCUGUAAAACGUACUUACGAACACAUGGAAUUCUCUCUAAUGAAGAGAAGGAAAAUGGAUGAUGAUGACUCCCCCUCUGCCUUUGAGGAGAAGCCUGAAGAACCGGUAGUUCUAGCAUUGGACCCCAAGGGUCAUGAAGAUGAUUCCUAUGAAGCCAGGAAAACAUUUCUCACAAAAUAUUUUAAUAAGCAACCAUAUCCAACUAGGAGAGAGAUUGAAAAGCUGGCUGCCAGUUUGUGGCUGUGGAAAUCUGAUAUUGCAUCUCACUUUAGCAACAAAAGGAAAAAAUGUGUUAGAGAUUGUGAAAAAUACAAACCUGGUGUGCUGCUUGGUUUCAAUAUGAAAGAAUUAAACAAAGUUAAGCAUGAAAUGGAUUUUGAUGCUGAAUGGCUGUUUGAAAACCACGAUGAAAAGAAUUCCAGAGUUAAUGUAAGUAAGACUGUUGAUAAAAAAAUAAACAUAGAAAAAGACAAUGAAAGUUCAUCAGACAGCUAUGAGAACAUAGAAGAGGAAUACAAUGAAAGCAGUAGUCCAUUUGGUCCACAUAUUUCUGACAUUGGUGAGAAAGCUUCUCCUGAUAGCAUAGCAGAGAACCCGGAUGAUGGCAUAUCCAAGGAAAUCAUUGAAGAAAAUACUUUACCAUCUCCAGAAAAGUCUGAUCAAAAACAAGAAGAAAGCUCUAAAUAUGAGGAGAUGAUUUCUGCCGAAGAGCAGACAAAACUGGUUGGUGAUGUUUCAGAUAGUGAAGGUUAUCAGGAUGAUCAAGAUGAUGCUGUUGAAUGGAAAGAUGGAGCUUCACAGUCUGAAAGUGGGCCUGGUUCUCAGCAAGUUUCUGAUUUUGAAGAUAAUACAUCAGAAGUAAAACCAGAAGUGUGGACAGAUGAAUCCUCACAAAGUGAAGAUGCUGGUAGCAGUAAACCGACUGCUGAGACAAAAGGAGGUGGGUCUGAGAGUGAUGAAGAGCAGUCAAAGUGGAAGAAUCGUUCCUAUGGAAAAGUAGAAGAGUUCUGGGCUAAGGACCAGUCGCAAUGGAAAAACGCAUCAGAAAUUGAGGAGAGCUUGACAAAUCAGCAGAUGGAAUGGCAGAAUAGCACAAUUGACAGUGAGGAUGGAGAUCAGUUUGACAGUGUGACUGAUGGGGUAGCAGAUCCAAUGCAUAGCAGCUUAUCCGGUGUGGAGCUGAGCAGUCAGCAAGCAUAAGCUCCUCAACUCAGAAUUGUCAGUGAUAUGAUCCAGUCACAACUGUCUAAACACUUUCAUUUCAGUAUGACUGCUAAGCUUAAAUUCUAACUGGUACUGCCUUCCAAGUGCUAGGUCACGGUGAGUGGUGUUUGUGGCCACUGUUACUCCAGUGGUUGUUUAAGGAUGCUGUUGGCUAAUCUUGCUUGAGAGUACUUGCUGGGAUGAGCACAGUAAUUUAAUGUGAAAACAGAUAAGCUGGUGGGUCAAGAAUGCACACAGAAAAAAGCAGAGGUUUAUUUUAUCUGCAUUUUCAACAUUUAUUUCACUCUUGUACAUGUUCAGUUGUAUGUCUUUUUAAACAUUACCCUUUUUCACAUGGUAGUGCGUAGGGCCAACAUACAAGCUACCAGUUCAACGUGUAUAGUAGACUAUGGGGAAAUUGAUUUUUUUCAUGUAUCAUUCUGAAUAGUUGAAAUGUAUAUUUGUACAGUCUUUUAGACCUAUUCAAGUGAAGCUUAUGAAAUUGUUCUUGUGUACCCAUCAUAGAUUUGUUUCUCUUUUUUAGUGUUGCCCUGCUGUGUAAUAAAUGCUGUAUUUAGUUUACCUAGCAAAAGCUUGAAACUGCUAUAGUAUGAAUUUUGACAAACUUAGUUUUUGCACAUAACCUUGUACAAUCUCAAAAACAGAGGCCAGCACCAUAAAAAAAAUAUAUCUGGACUCUUAUUGUAUUAUAGAAUUUUCUUGUUCUGAAUAUCCUUGACAUUACAACUGAUGACAAAUGUAUUUCAGAGCCAUUUUCUGAAAUCUUUUAAGCUAAAAAUGAAAAAUCACAUGCAAGAAACAAGUUUGCAGCUACUAAUUUUGACACCUUUUAGAUCUGUAUAAAAGUGUAUUGUGUUGAAGCAGCACACUUAAAACAAAAGUGCUGUGUUUUGGAUAUUUAGUUUUAUCUUUAGUUAACACCAACAAGGUGUUGUAUUCAUUUAUACCAUCUAAUAUAUGACACACUGUUGUAGUAUGUAUAAUUUUGUGAUCUUUAUUUCCCUUUGUAUUCUUCAUUUAAACAUCUAAAUAAAUUGCUGUAUUGUGCUUACUGUAAA
Gallus gallus (chicken) is the source of this 7887-nucleotide messenger RNA. RefSeq names its product activity dependent neuroprotector homeobox (gene ADNP). Gene Ontology annotation, molecular function: DNA binding. Lineage: Eukaryota; Metazoa; Chordata; Aves; Galliformes; Phasianidae. The coding region runs from base 3119 to 6805 and encodes 1228 amino acids. Gene Ontology annotation, biological process: regulation of gene expression. The record is from RefSeq and is a predicted model, not a curated record. Gene Ontology annotation, cellular component: nucleus. The transcript is spliced from 8 exons.